Molecule: messenger RNA, 2359 nt
Organism: Etheostoma cragini (Arkansas darter)
Lineage: Eukaryota; Metazoa; Chordata; Actinopteri; Perciformes; Percidae
Gene: tnfsf10l
Product: TNF superfamily member 10, like
Exons: 7
Coding region: 318-1316 (332 amino acids)
Biological process (GO): immune response
Cellular component (GO): membrane
Molecular function (GO): tumor necrosis factor receptor binding
Source: RefSeq, a predicted model, not a curated record
UCUUUCGGUUGUAGCCAUCAGUCCUCCGCUGCUGCCUCCUCCAGUAGCAGCAGCAGCAGCAGCUCCAGUCCCCUCUUUACGCAGCAGCCGCGCGCUGAACAGACCUGGACAUAUCCAAACUUUGACUUCCAGCGCGUGUCUCUCUUGCCUGCUUGCUCGACCUGCUGCUCUUCUCCUCCCCGCCCCGCUCUCCCCGCUGAGCUCCGCAUGAACAGCUCCAUUGGCAGCGGACGCAUGGAGAUCUAAUUUUGCGCUCAAGUCUGGUGGAGGUUGUUGUUGUUGGGCUGUUAUUGUUGUUUUGCUGUUCCCUUGGUUGUAUGGUCUGCUCAUGCGUCGGGAAUGCCAUGGCCACUCCGAGCGCACAGCAGCAGCACCAGGAUUAUUUCAGAUCGGUUAGUAGCGAGUCCACCACCUACAUGAUGGUCCCGGCCGGCGGGCCGAGCGGGACGAGGCGCCGGGAAACGCCUUCCAAGAUGUGGGUGGCGAUGGUGGUCAUAGUUGUGGUGGUGCUGCAGAUAGCCUCCACCACGGGGCUCUUCCUCUACCUGAACAUGUCCAUAUCGCAGGUGCGUAGCCAGGGGGUCACAGAGGAGCUGAAGUGCCUGAGUUUACUGAAUGCUCUGGAUAAGGACCAGGACAUCCCCGACCAGCUGGCCCAGCUCUUCGGGGAGCCCUGCAUCAAACUGGCCGAAGGCAUCAAAGCAUACAUCUCCAAGGUGACAGAGAACAUCAUUUCUAAACAAACCUUCAUAGAGGCGAGAACCAUGCCUCGCUCUUUCAACAACUCAGGGUCAAAGUUCAUGACCUCGGUGGCCCAGAGGCCAUCUGCUCACUUGACCCUCAGAGACACCAGCUCUCAAGGGUUCCCUCCCUACCUGACGCCAGGUCUCCACCAAUCCUGUCGCCAUGUGGUCCGCACAUGGGCCAACCAGAGCUUUGGAGCUCACCUGCACAACAUGACCCUGUCCAAUGGGAAACUCCGGGUGCCUCAGGAUGGGCGGUACUACCUGUACUCACAGGUGUAUUUUCGUUAUCCGUCCCCAGCAGCCAGUGACGGAGACCAGCGCAGCGUCAGCCACCAGCUGGUGCAGUGCGUGUACAAGAAAACCUCCUACCCCAGCCCCAUACAGCUGCUGAAGGGGGUAGGGACAAAGUGCUGGGCUCCGGACGCCGAGUACGCCCUGCACUCCGUCUACCAGGGAGGACUGUUUGAGCUGAGGGCCGGCGACGAGCUCUUCGUCUCCGUCUCGUCCCCGACCAUGGUCAACGCGGACGACUCCUCCAGCUACUUUGGUGCCUUCCGCCUGGACCUCUGAGCGUAAAGGAUGGAAGAAGAAAGAAAGGAACAGAUGAAUAAAUGGGUGGGCUGGAGACCAUAAGUUAGGGCCCUUCUGAAUUUCCGUUGAUUGAAAGAAAAAAAAUUAGUCAGAGCUGUAGGCUGUUGGCCUGGAUCUUGGAUCCUCAAAGUUUGCUUGGAUGGAUAGAUACACUGACGGAUGGAACCGCUGAGAGAUAUACAAAGACACAUGUGCAAUCACGCAAAAAAUAAAUGUGAGGAUAUCUAUUCUCUGUUGAUUCAUGGGAAUAGCAAAGUGCCUUUUGGAUGUAAAAGUAGUUAACCACAGAAAAACAUGUAACACCUUCCUGUCAGAUGAGAAUUGCCCAUAGAAUUAGGCCACCCUGCACCCACAAAUACCACAUGAAUCGCAGUAUAUUUCGAACAACAGCAGCCUUUUUGUGGGAUUUGGAUUCAAGACCGAAGAAUGUAGACAAUAAAAACUCAAAUCCUCUGCAUCCAAGAUGUGAGGAAGGACUGUGGAAUGGUAGCAGAAGAAAGUCAAAUGAUCAAACCAAAGCAAAAGAAAUUUGUGGAAUAAUUUUUUUUUAAAGCGUGCCAUGAGAGUACUGUACAUAUGAAUGGCUGAGAAUGAGAUUUAGACAAUGAACUGUGGUGAUUUUAGAAAAAUAACUCACAUGUAUUUUACUUUGCCUGGACUUAAAACCACUUGGAUUUUGCUGAGGACUAUCUACAACACUAGAUCUGUGGAUUUUAUGCAAAGACAUUUUUAGGAUGAUAAGGAUUGUUUCUUUGUACUGGAUUCAGUAAUAUGACUGGGAGACUGUGAGAAACAUAUAGUGCCUUUUUGAACAAAUGACGUUGCAAGGAAGAAUGAAAACAGAGAGGAAGAGGCAGAACUCUUGUAAAAGGCCAAUAAGAAUGAGCUCAUGCAGCAGAAGAUAAAAGGAAAGAGAGAGAACGAGGCUGGUAUGCAGCCCGACCAGUCUGUGUUGUUGAUGAUUCCUUUGCAAUCUCUUUUUCUUUUCCUGUAAAGAAUUUUAAAAAUCUUGUCUACCCUGU